GCCACCUGGUGACUACACGAAACUACGUCCAGAAACUAGUCACAAAAUUACCUGCAAAACAAAGCGAGAUAUUAUUACAAGAACCAUUUGUUUUAUACUUGAGGAAAAAUGGCAUAAAUAAGGGCUCUUUCACAGGAGCCGAUGCCAUGCGUGGAAUCCACUGCCUGAAAGAGUGCCAAGCAGAGACAGAGAGCAUUAACAUUGAUGAUAAUGCUCUUUGCUUCUCUGCGACCUUUUUACUACAAAAUGACGGUGACCACUUUAUCUCACAGAGAAGCAAAGAGCAUUAUCAUCAAUGCCAAUGCUCCCUGGCUCUGCUGUGAAGCGACUGUUCACACUAAGAAGAACAAUAAAGCUUUUCGAAGCACGACACAAAAAAAGACAGUUGUCAGGGCAACGAUCAGCUGACCUGAGCCUCACGUGACUGUAGUGUUUGCAUCUGGAGGUAAUGAUGAGAAGCUGACAGAGCGGAGGAGCAGGAAGCGCGUGAGGACCGCCUGGUGUCACACCGGCUCCCAGAAUGAGUCAUGGCUACCACCAGGCUGAGAACCGAUGAGUACAACAACUACAGCUCCACUGAAGCCAGUCCCAGUGAGGAGAGCGCCCCGGGGAUCAUCAACAGCCUUGUGCCUAGAUCCAGACAGUACGAGAGGCUUGGAGAACAUGGCAGCAGCAGCACCACAUGGUUCCAGACGCUGAUACAUUUACUAAAAGGGAACAUUGGGACUGGACUCCUUGGCCUGCCGCUGGCUGUAAAAAAUGCUGGCAUUCUGUUGGGUCCUUUGAGUUUAGUUGUUAUGGGAAUCAUCGCUGUUCAUUGCAUGGACCUCUUGGUAAAAUGUGCAAAUCACAUCUGUCAGAGGAACCAGCUUCCAUUUGUGGACUAUGGAGAUGCUGUGAUGUAUGGUAUGGAGUCCUUUCCAAGUCAGUGGCUGAGAAGAUAUGCUGUCUGGGGAAGGAGGACUGUCGGUUUCUUCCUCAUUCUCACUCAGCUGGGAUUUUGCUGUGUAUACUUUGUGUUUCUCGCUGACAACGUAAAACAGGUAGUAGACGCCGCCAAUGGCACAACCAACGACUGCAACUUCAAUGCAACUGUGCUGCUGGAAGAGAGCAUGGAUUCCAGGCUUUACAUCCUGUGCUUUCUUCCGUUCCUCAUCCUUCUGGUGUUCAUCCGGGACCUCCGCCUUCUGUCCGGCUUCUCUCUGCUUGCCAAUUUGGCCAUGCUGGGGAGUGUAGUUAUGAUCUACCAGUUUAUUGGAAGGGACAUACCGGAUCCGACGCACCUUUCCUAUGCCGCCAGCUGGCGAACAUAUCCUCUCUUUUUUGGGACAGCCAUCUUUGCCUUUGAGGGCAUCGGAGUGGUCUUGCCCUUAGAAAACAAGAUGAAGAUCCCUCAUCAGUUUCCAUUGGUGUUGUAUGUCGGCAUGGGAUUUGUAACACUUCUCUACAUCAGCAUGGGGACGCUUGGCUAUUUACGAUUUGGCUCUGAUAUUAGGGCCAGCAUAACCCUGAAUUUGCCCAAUUGUUGGUUAUAUCAGUCGGUGAAGUUGCUGUACUCCUUUGGAAUUUUCAUCUCCUUCGCAUUGCAGUUCUAUGUGGCUGCAGAAAUAAUAGUCCCGUCAGCCACCUCGCGAGUGGGAGAGCGCUGGGGGCUGUUGGUCGACCUUUCUGUUAGGGCAGCUCUCGUUUGUAUCACAUGUGUCUUGGCAAUCCUCAUUCCUCGGCUGGACCUGGUCAUCUCACUGGUGGGAUCCAUCAGCAGCAGUGCACUGGCUCUCAUCAUUCCACCUCUCCUGGAAAUAGCCACUUACUACUCAGAAUGUCUUAGCCGUUGGGUCAUAGCCAAGGACAUUAUCAUCAGUCUUGUGGGCUUCAUAGGGUUUGUUCUCGGGACCUAUGUGACCCUAUGGGAGCUCAUUGUGUCAGAUUCCAGUGCAGGUCACGUCAAUGCCACUUUAUACGCAGUGCAAUGAGGCACAGAGCUCCAUGUCUUGGUUCCACGAAUGUUCCAUCUAUAUAUUUUUGGUCUCAAUAUUAGUGAAUGUAUUUAUUUUACCUGGUGGCUGCCAAAUAUGCUACACCUGUGGUAAGUGUCCAGCCGUGUAAAAUGAGUCGGAGCAUUGUCUUCUUGCUCCAUGAGAGGUGUACUUUUCUUCUGUUGCUCUCACCCAAAAAAUGACUAAUACUGCCAAUUCUGUUCCAAAAAAUGAGGAUUUAUGUUUAAUGUAAGAAAUACACAAGGAUAGUUCUAUUAUUACAUAGUUAAUUAUGAAAAUGUCUUUCCUAACCUAAAUAAUUGAUAACCCUCAGUGUUAUUUUAGAUGAGCAUCUAGCCCUUUUUAAAUGCUGCCAUUGUAUGUGCUGCUACUACCUCUUGGGGUAGCCCAUUCCAUAGUUUGACUACUCGAACUGUAAAAAAUCCUUUCCUGUAUCGAUGUCUACAAGAUUCCCAUUACAAAAAAAAGUUUUUUGGGUGUACAGGAUAACUUUUCUCUUAAAAGGACUGUGAUCCUAGUACUUUACCAAUCUGUAUGGGCUGUUAAAACCCAAUAUGCUCAUCUGAUAACAGCAGGGGAAGCUGUGGACAUUUUCCCUGGCAUGGCACCUGGACAUGGUCAUACAUUGCUUUCGCUUAAAGAAAGGGGUUCCAAGUGGGGAAGUGCCCCUUUGUUAUCUACAAUACGGUAUAUAUUAAGGGGUGGUCCAUAUAGAACACUCUUUUAAAGGACAUCCGUCAGUAGAUUUGUUCCUAUGAAACUGGCGGACCUGUUACAUGUGUGCUUGGAAUCUGAAGGCAUCUGUGUUGGUCUCAUGGUCAUAUGUGCCCACAUGGCCGAGAAAAAUGAUGUUUUGUUAUAUGCAAAUGA
Bufo gargarizans (Asiatic toad) is the source of this 2867-nucleotide messenger RNA. RefSeq names its product proton-coupled amino acid transporter 1-like. Gene Ontology annotation, biological process: proline transmembrane transport; L-alanine transport; glycine transport. Gene Ontology annotation, cellular component: vacuolar membrane. The record is from RefSeq and is a predicted model, not a curated record. Bases 528 to 1973 code for a protein of 481 amino acids. Gene Ontology annotation, molecular function: L-proline transmembrane transporter activity; glycine transmembrane transporter activity; amino acid:proton symporter activity. The transcript has 11 exons. Lineage: Eukaryota; Metazoa; Chordata; Amphibia; Anura; Bufonidae.